Messenger RNA from Anopheles stephensi (Asian malaria mosquito), 3114 nucleotides. Its product is annotated as mucin-5AC-like. Lineage: Eukaryota; Metazoa; Arthropoda; Insecta; Diptera; Culicidae. The record is from RefSeq and is a predicted model, not a curated record. The transcript is spliced from 2 exons. The coding region runs from base 321 to 2957 and encodes 878 amino acids.
GCAUCGCUGCUGUGGCUCCUUACAAGUCCGGUCUGAGGGCAGCCACUGGCAGUUGCGUCUUCCACCCGUGGCCACCGCGCGUAAGGAUCGAUGGUCGCGCGAAAGCCACUCGGAAGGAAAUGGAAGGAAGUCUAUAAAAAGCAGAUCACUCGAUCGAGUGCCUCAGUUCGGUUCGGUCACAGCGGUAGUGAAGUGAGAUCACAGGUUCAGUCGGUGGUUGUGCGUAGCCUAAAUCUAGUUGCUUGCAAAAGCGUGGUUGUAAUAAGUUCAUGUAAGUUUUUGCGGUCGACAAGAAUUCUAAGGAGCAGCUAGUGUUGAAAAUGCUCUUACAGGUGCUGGUGCCAUGUCUGGCGCUGCUGCAGCUAAGCGCCGCAGGCUACGUGACAGUUCCGCUGCACAGUCCCGCCAGUGUGACGUAUGUGAACCCGCAGCAGCACGUCGGAUUAUUGGCCGGUCCGGUCCGAUAUACAUCUGGGGCACAGCAACCUACCGCCACCCUGGUUGAGGAACGCUCGGGAGCAGUAUCGGUGACGCCAGGACCAGCCCCAACCUACUACUCCUACAACGUACAACCGCAACCCGUGUUCGGCAAGGAUAGCUACACACCGGCCGUCCAGUAUCAUCACACCACGUACGGAAGUCCUUCGGUGCGUGUCUUCGAACCGAAAUCGUUUGUCUACGGCUUCCAGGGUGCAAGCGUUCCAACGACUCACACCGUACAGUCCGUUCCUGUCUCAGUUUCCACGACCCAGUACCAUCACACAUCCGCACCCAUCCCCGUGCCAGUGACUCCGGUUCCACAGCAUCAUCAUGUCGCAGUACCCGUACCGACACCUGUCCCGGUGCACGUUCCCGUCCACGUCCCAGUUGCAGUCCCGGUAACGCCAACGUACACGAAAACCGUCACCACCGGUCCGACCUACAUUCCGCCACAGGAGAAACAAAUCCCGGUGGUGCGAUCGCGCAAGUUUAAGGUGCGUCGUCCUGCCAUCCAGAACCAGUUCUACGAUAUCGAGGAGCGUGUCAUCAUCCGUCCAGUUGGGUCUGCGUUGGUUGAGCUAGAGCAACCGAUUUCGCAGACGGAAACACAGACCAAGACCACCAAAACGACGACCACGUUCGUGGAGAAACGUCCGGUGUACAGCACGCCAGCGCCUGAAGUUCACUUCUCGGAAGAAGGCGCCUAUGGCACGCGCACCGUUGGCACUACGAUCGUUGAGAAGCGUCCGGUGUACAGUACGCCAGCGCCUGAGGUUCACAUCUCCCAAGAAGGAUCCUAUGGCACGCGUACCGUUGGCACUACGAUCGUUGAGAAGCGUCCGGUGUAUAGUACGCCAGCGCCUGAAGUUCACAUCUCGGAAGAAGGCGGCUAUGGCACGCGUACCGUCGGAAGGCCUCAGGUAGUUACACAAACUACCACGGUUUAUACGGAACGACCUCCACUGAAGGGUGGCUACGAUCGGAUCGAGGUAGCUGCACAGUCCAAGAAGUUGGCUGCUUCCACCAGCAAGGCAUCGGAUGCGGAGUUUAUCGACACGCAGCAAGUCAACACCCAGACGCAGAGACCUUACUUCACGCAGGGCCAUGCCAUCUACCAUGGCCAUCAGCAAACGGCCUUCGUUAAUCCCUACGCAACACACCUUGCGCCCCAUCCGUUCGUGUACCACCCAGCCAAUGCCGGACAUCUGCUGCACCAUGUAGCGUACGUUGGUCAGCACUCCCCAGCGCUGGUAGCUACGCAUCCUUCCACAGCAGCUCAUCCUGCCUCGGUGUUCCACAUUCCUUCGUCAACUCCACUGUACCCGGUAGCACCAGCCGUUGGAGCAGACUGCGAUCAUGAUGGAAAUGGAAAAGCUCCCGAAUAUCUUCCUCCCGCUGGGCAGACACCGUCCUCUACUACGCCAUCCCAACCACCCGUAGCUACAACGACUCCGAAACCACCGACUAGCGUAACACCUGGCUCUUACCCAGCGGACGACAUGCUAGACGAUGAGUACGACGAUUCGAUCGUGAUCGAUGCUCGUAGCGGUGCGAACAACUACUCGGACUACUCAUCCACCGAUUCGGAAUACGCAGACGCUACUGUAACGGCUGCCACCACCACUGCCAACACCCCAAUCGUCUACCAUCACGACAAGUACCGUGGUGCUGAGCAAACGCAGACACGACUCGGAGGAUCGUCCUCGAUCGAGGUAAGCUAUGCCACACGUACCACACCAGCCAGUGACAUCGUCGCGUUCGACCCAUCCACCGCAUCGGGUACGUUCGAUUUUGGUCCAUCGUACCGUGGUUCGUUCCCCACCACUACUUUCCCACCAAGUCCCACCACCAUCCAACCACCAACCACGAUCGGCUCCUCCAGCUCAACCUCCAGCAGCAGCAGCACCACUCCGCAGCGUUCCGUCACGGUUAUCUCCUCGACUACGCCACGCACCGUCUCGGCGCGGUUCAGUGAAACGGAUGCGUCCUCGACCCGCACAUCGGACCAAUCGGAAUAUUCGUCUCGCAGUACCUCCGGCAUUACCUCGCAAUCGGUCGUCGUUGGGCAGGGCCUGACACAGGAACAGAUCCACGCUAAUCAGGAACAAUUUAUCAAGCUCCUGUCCGAGCGGGAUUCGAUCGCGCAGGUUGGUUUCGGACCGAAGGGAGACACCUCGGGCACGUUGAUCGAUGCGUACGUUCGUAGCCGUGUGCUGUCCGCUACACCGGCACCCAGGGAUUCGAAGGAAACUUCGCGCACCGUUAACAUCCGGCGCAUCGUUGUAUCGCGUCCCGUCGAAACGGAACAGGAGGUUGAGGUGCGCGAACAGUCGUAUGCGACCACCAUUGCUCCGCCGUCGUACGAGCACAAGCGUGAUGUUAGCGAAGUUACGCCAGCGGAGGGUGCUGAGCGUCAGCUGCCACCGGUGUACGUCAACGCUAAGCCGCCAGCAUUCGCCAAUGAUCGAGAUCAGUAGAUUAAGGGAAGUACGAUUAAUUCCUAAAUUCCACACGAGGCAAUACCAAUCCAUUCUCUUAACCGCAUGAAACGAAACAGACGGUUCUACCGGUUAUGUGCUGCUUUUGUUAUACCUAUCGAUUUGUUCAGUAUGUUUUAAAUAAAUAUUUAUUUUA